ACGGUUCUCUUCUACGUCGACGACCUCUCUGUAAAUUUCGGAGUCGUUUCGGUGCGAGGUGGAGGUGUUGGAAGCGGCUUGAAUGCCCUCGAAGCCAACAAAUUGUUGACUAGAAGGUAAUCAACCAAUCCCGGAUCCGUUGCGUAUAUUGCAAGAAGCACAAUCAGUAACGCUACCCACGAGUCACUUAAGUUGUACGAAGCUCACAGCACGACAAUCCACGCGUCUCAAAUCAUCAAGUCCUUAGAAUCAUCACGAACACGAAUCCAAGCUCAACGUUUUACGAUCCUCUUUUUGCUUUUCUGUGCAUACGACUUUACGCGUUUUCGAUCAAGUUUACGAUUUUUUUCCUCGAGACCAAAGUUUCUAUUUCUAUCUAACAUCAAAUACAUAACGAUUUGCAAGACUCAAGAUGCGCAAUACUUUGCCUCUUUUAUCUCGUGCGCAGGCCGCCGGCUCUUCCACUCCAACCGCCACUCCUCCCCAAGCUGUACCCACCAUUCGCUUUAUCUCUGCUACGCCAUCCGUGGCAGCUGACACAAGUACAUCGUUCAAUGCCGUCGCACCCUUCGCGUCUUCAUCACUUGCACCGCGCGAAGAUGCAGAAGUACCACGGAGACGCCUUGUUCCCAAAAAGUCCAAGCUCGGACUGCUUGGUGGAAACAAUAAGGCAAAAGACAAAGCUAAUAAAGACUUCUCUGACGUUGUUCGGCGCGUCGGAGGGGGCUCAACAAAUGGCAGGGGUGGAUUCGAGAUCUACGUUGACCAAGCGGAUGACCCGGAUCUCGGGGAGAUUUUGGUAGUAAAGAAGAAGAAGUCACGCCUGGGAUUAGACGGGAUGAAAUGGGGUGCUUUAGGCGAGACGACAAAUAUUCCUGUUACUUCCUCUUCGCAACCAGAGAAGAAGGCUCUGCCGUCUGAGAACCUAUUGAAGGUGAAAGGCGAUGACAGCCAGAAGUGGUGGAGUAUCGGCAGAGGAAGGAAAGACUCGAAGGAGAAGGCAAAGGAGAAUAAACCUCAAGCUCCCCCUCGCUCAAAGACGCCCGAACCUUCGAAGCCUCUGGAGUCGCGAGCGCGAUUCAAUUCGCUCAACGCUGCCAACUUACUCUCCGUACCAGAACACCCCAAUUCCGUCCGUUCCGUGACCUCGCCAAUUGAGCACAGCAACGGUCUCCUUGCACCCCCGUCCAAUAAUGAACCCGCCACCGGAUCGCUUGCCGUACGUGCAAUGCGUUCUGUGCGGUCCAUUGCGCGCAUGAAGAGCUGGGCAACACUGUCUGGCGCGACUACCAACAGCAAGGAAGGCCACAAUACUAACAACGCAUCUACGAACAUGACUGCGACGACUAGCAAUGUCAAGACGAAGGAGAAGGGAGAAGAGAAGAAAAAGAAAAAGAAGAAAGAGAAGGAGAAAACUGUCCGAUACUCAGGUAGCAGUUUCGAAGCUGGAGCCUUGAGUGCUCAGGCAAGUCCUAUGGAGCCCAGCUUCCCCACUACAGCGACGAUGAAGAAGAAGCAAAGUAUCCUAGGGCUCGGUCUACCUUCCACUAUGCGCCGUACGAUGCGCAACGUCUCAACCAUAUCAAAUGCAUCAUCGGUUGUACCACCGCCCGCGACCAUGAACUGCCUUUCCGCUGAUUCAGCUCACCUUGUUCUCAACGCUGCUGGGCGGCCCUCUUCUGUUAUCUCCAGUGGGUCCUCUCUACGUCCGCCCUCGACUGCUUCUGGAGUGUCCGCGUUCUCCGGACGCUCUGCACGUUCGUCUACGAGUUCCGUUGUCUCUGUGCGAUGGGACGAGAAGGGCCUGCAGAAUGUAAAGGAGAUGCAGCGAAAGGAGAGAAAGGCUAAGCGUGAGAGUGCCGCUUCCAAUGGAACCGAUAGGAAGGCAUCUAAGGAGAGCCGUAAGAGUUCUGAAGCUCGUCGUCGCACACCCAUUUCAGAAAUCUUCCCUGACGUUAAGGUUCAAAGGCCUCCAUCCGUGGCUUCUCAUUCCACCACCAAGUCCUCUGUUCUCGGAGGUCCUAUUGUAAAUGUCGAAGAAGCUACUGCUGAUGGACAUUCUGACCACGGCGGCGAUACUGUGAUGGAAACACCUGUAAAGAAGUGUAUCCAUCAGGAAAGUGAUGGUGUCAUAUCCAUCUUGGACGCUGCUACGAAUGACCUUGCGUCGCUCAUCUCUCGCUUGGACCUUGAAGCAACCCCUGCCAGCUGCAAUGGUUCUCCGUUCAAUUGCUCACCCCUAGCCUCAUUCGGCUCCCCAUCUCGCACGACCCUUCCUGCUGACGAAAGUCCCAUUAAGUCGCGCACUCUUCAGAGGGACCAAGUUCUUGCCGGUGGACUUCGCGAGAGCAUGGCGUCCAUUAGUUCUCUUCGACCAUAUGCUCUCGCUCAAUCAUCUCAUGCCAUUCCCACAAUUUCCGAGAAGCCAGCGAUGAACGCUGAACGUAUUGGCCAGCAAAUUGCGCCUUGGUCGGCCCUUGACUGGGAGAUCUCGCCGAAGAAACCUGUCUUCCGCAAGCCUGCCACUGGACGACCUACACACAAGCGAACGUUGACUCCGUCCCCCGCUAUCGAGCCUCCCCCAGUGUUCCAACCAUUGAAGCCUGCGAAAAGGAAUAUCUCGCCCGUCUUGACCAAGAGUCCUACACCCUCUGCAACUACACCUCGCGCUGGCGACCCAGCCCAAGCGCCCUCUUCGAACACCUUUGGUUCCAAAUCCUCGAAGAUGGGCGUAGAACGGUCGAUGGAGAUUGACGACGAUCCCAUGCCGUCUCCGUGCCCAGUCUUCAGGAAGAGUGGUGGACACAUCCGAUCUGGCUCCAUUGUUUCCGCUGUUGGUAGCACGCCAAGCAAACUCAGUCUUCGGAAGUCAUCUAACGAGGGCAGCAUGCCACUGGCGCCCGAGGCGAAGAAGGUCCUGGGUCUGACUGGGACACUGGGUGGUUCUGCUUCCACUGAACCCCCGGUUGAUCCUGAGGACCCUGACUCUGACAUUCCUGAUGAACUUCAGGUCAUCAUUGCAGGGCAAUCUGAUGAAGAGUUCACGCGCAACUUCGAUGACACCGUCUCCUUCCACCGUAUCUCUCCGCCACCUUCGCCGGCGGAGUCUUCCCGUUCAAUCGAGCUUCCUCCAGUGGUUGUCACCACUGCAAUGACUGCGGUUGCAUCUGUCCCGGUAUUCCGAGCGCAAGUCGUCGACGAGGAAGACAACCAUGCGGACAUUGACGACGCUGGUAAUGGUUCUUCAGAGGAGGACGAUACCAAUAAAUCCUUCGACUUCACUGGCGAAUUGCAGAAAUUGAAUGAAUCAGGUGCCUCCGAUAGGCGUAGCUUCGUAGAACAACUUGAAAAUGCGUUUCGUACCCCUGCUCGCAUUGACUUGGGUCUGGACGACGGUUUCUUAAAGGCCAGCGCUCCGCCUAUUCCUCCGUUGCCUCUCAAUUUCAGACCAAUGCCAUCCGAGGAUUUGGUGCCACGAAGCGUGUCGGAUCCCGAAGUUACAACAACAGUUGAGAACAACACUAUGGAUGCUUCAUUCAGGGACUCUGCCGUCUCUGAUACCCUAGACCAUCUUCUCGCCGAAUGUCAAGAAGAUUUCUGUCGUCCCUACCCGGAGAUGAAGAGAAGCAAUGGCUCGAUGCGCUCCAAAGCGUCAGAUGGACAGCUGAACAUCGACUUCAAGUUCGGGGGCAAGCUUUCUGUUCCUCCUGCCCUACCUGAGAAGGAGGAAAAACCAUUGACACUCUCAGAUAUCAUCCCACCGCCGUCCCACUAUCGAUCCCGCUCCUCUUCAUCCAUAUUGGAGGAUGAUUCUGUACUCAAGUCCAUUUUGGCGCAUGUCUCUGAGAUGCCGCCUCCUGCUGUUAGACCUCGUGCAAAUUCUGACACCAGCUCCAGGAGCUUUGCUCGCGAUUCAUCCCAAAUCAGUCAUGGAUCAUCGCGUUCGAGGACCACAUCCGAAGCUAGUUUCACAGGCUUUGAAUCAUUCGACGAGAUUCGUAGAGGUUUCGAAUUCGGACCUACUCGACCGGCCUUCUAUCCUCCUCCUGGAGCAAACACCAGCCAGUCGCACUCACGGACAUCCCACAACAAGCACGAAUCAAUGUACAGUGUCGCGUCGGUCUCUUCCUUUGGUUCCGUUGUCAAUUCCGGCUCCGUCGAUCCUUUCGGCUACUUCCUAAGCAGACCGCCUUCAGAGGACAUGUCGAUGUCGAUGUCGAUGUCAGUCGACGAUACCUUCUCGUUCAUGCGCAAGGAUCCUCGACGCCAACGUGUCGAUAGUGAUGCGUCCAGUUUCUACUUCCGUGCUCCAGGGGUGUCUCAAGGUUCCCAUCAGUACAGGCGUGGUCACCGUCGAAAUGAUUCUACAAUGUCUACGGUCUCCAAUGCUCCACCCGUCAGCAUCUACAACAAGAGCUUUGGCGUCCAUCGUCGAAAUGAUUCGAACACCAGUGCAAGCUCUGUUGCGCAAUCUUAUGCAAUGCAUGGGGCUUAUGGGGGACGCGCAUCUUGGGCACGUCACCGACCUGAUCUUUCAAUCGAUUCCGUUUCCAGUGAAUACUCUGCAAUGCGUCUCGGUAGGCCUGGUAUUGGUGACAAGAUGUUUGACCGGGACUAUGGCAUGCCACUAACUGCAAUUUCUGCAUCUCCGCCGGAAAGCGUCUCUCGCGAGCCGACCAACAACCCAUCCAACUGGGACUCUAUCAUUGACGACCACCGGACAUCGGCCGAGGAUUCGCUAUUCGAGAAGACCGGUUACAGGUCAUCGUACAGCUCAGAUGAGUCCGUCUUCGGCUUCGAUGGGAAUCACUCCGACCCGGGUCAGCUUCCUCCUAACCACUUCCGACCCUUGUCUAUGAUGAGUGUGGCCAGUACGCAUAGCGCACCUAAAGAGGACGACACCAUGAUCUCUAUGAUUGGUGGAGGGCAUGUACGCAGACGCUCCGUGGAUUCAUUGAUUGAGGCCUCUCCCUGUGUUAAGAAAGGUAUUGAGAAGAGGAAACAGACACUGCAGAAGGUCGGCCGUGUGCUCAAGUUCGACAUGGGUGACGAUAUGCCACCUCCGCCCGUUCCCAAGAUCAUAUCACCUGGCAAGACUCAAAUCACAGCGAAGCCAUCUAUUGCUUCGACUUCAUCCUUGCAAUUUGGCGGCGAACGUAUGAUCAAGGCGAGACAGGGGCUCCUUGAAAGACAGAGCCUCGAGGAUAGCGCGCUGAUGGCUCACGGCGAAGAUCUCUUGGCUUCUUUAUGCUCUCAGUCGACUUUCUCUCGACCUGGCCCGGCUUCACGUUCACGUUCGAGUACUGUGACAGAGAGCUCAGGUGCUGACACGCCUCCUUUGUCAUCUUCCGAUGGCUCCUCUGUCUCUGGAGGUUCUCAGUCUAGCAUAGAUCUUGGACAUUUGAACACUCUGCUCACCGGUCACACUUAUCCAAGCAGCGGCAUUGCAAGGGCUCGAGCUAGGCAGAGAGCGCGAGGCACUGGUCAUCGUCGACGAAUCUCUCAAGCACAUGUGUCUCGUUCGUCAGUAUAUGAAACCAUUCAGGAAGAAUCAUUCGUUCUCUCCAGCUCGCCUUCACCAGCCAAGUCAUCAAUCCCCUCCGUUCCAGCCAGCCUCACCAAGGCGAUCGCAUCCCCUGUUCGUGACUCCGUCUACAUUGUGGAUAGCGACACCCAAUCUUUGGUCUCGUUCUCGGAGGACUGGGAUGACGAACGUGGAAUUGUUGGUUUGAGGCGAUACUACGCCCUAAAGUCCGAAGCUCACGAAACUGUCGUUGAGAGCAAGAGAGUAUGGCUCGACACCCCCUUCUCAAUCUUUGCCGUGCAAUCAUUCCAACCGCCGUCCGACAAAACUGGCAUGCAAAUGAUGCUUGAACAUUCGCAGAAGAACUAUGGCCCUCUCCCAUCCGAGCUUCGCCCUUAUCGUGUUCGUUCCCGCACGUCUUCUAGAGCAUCCCCGUAUCCUCUUCGAUCAUUGAAGUCGACGCUCUCCCCUGAACGCACUCGUUCGCCUCGGAAAUCCAAGACAUCAAGCGCAUUUGGCGAUUUCUCCGCAUCCAGGCCAUUCUCAUUCCUCGAUGGGGAUUCCACAGCGCCUCUGCAGGAUGUUAGCACCAACGUCAAUGUCGUUUCUCCGCCUCCUGUGAUUGAUGUCAAAGCAUUUACGCCAUUCGCAGUCAAACUGGAUGAAGCUGUCAAGCCCGAGAAGAACAACAUUGUGCUUCCUGUUCCUGCAAGGCCUCGUGUUACGUCCAGUGCCAGGAGGACUGCUCUUGGAUGGUCCAAACGCAGUUCAGGAAAGGCGAGUUCUAAAGAGCAGAAGGAGAACAUUAGUCAAGGAACGUUGGCUACUCCCGGAGACAGCCUUAGGAUCUCCCGACCCCGUCCUCGCGGUCGCCCCACGCCUGCUCGAACAGCCACGAUCCGAGUUUAAUGAGCCCAUAAAUCGAUUCCUGAUACAUAUACAACAUACAUCGCUUCUCACCUUUCAAUUGCUUCGGUUGGCUCCGGUUCGUGCGGACUCGACUUGCAAGCCAGGGGAGGAGCCAGAACGGUCCUAUGCUAUGCUCAUCGUCUAUGCCCCAUUCUCCUAAGCUUCACCGCAUCUGCUCGCGUAUCUUCGAAAUUCUCAUUCGCAUCUUCGAAUCCCUUUACGCAACUCUCCUCACGUCUCACUGGCUGCUUGCAGUCAGUAUGUCAUUUCUUACGAUUCGCUUUCUUGUUCACGUCCUUUUACGUUCAACGUACGCCCUACUCACGUUUUGACGGCUCCGAAACAUACCCUCGAAACUGUUCUUACGGGCUUUCCCAGUUACGACAUCUUGCUUCAAGCUUCAUUGCUUCCUUUGAUUCAUGAUUUUUUCUGCUUUCUUGUAUUGCUGUUGUUUGUGCUCUGCUUUGCUACGAGAUCAAAAUCCUGCUCUGUAUAGCUGAGAUUGUACAAUAGCUCUCUUAUGCAUUGUAGGAUACGCCCUCCUGCUACGACUCACAUACGUACGGUCACUGUUCUUGUUUUCGUAGAUCGAGAAUAUAGGAUUGUUGUCCCUCAU
This is a messenger RNA of Somion occarium, 7049 nucleotides long. The record is from the annotation of a GenBank genome assembly. NCBI's taxonomy places the organism in Eukaryota, Fungi, Basidiomycota, Agaricomycetes, Polyporales, Cerrenaceae.